UUUGCGAUCUCACAAGGAAGGGUAGAGAAAUAGAGAGAGAAAAGAGGAAGAGGGGGAGAGAGGAGGAGGGUAAGGAUUAAAAUAAUAAAUACGUCUGAAAAAUUCGAUUAAUUCGGGGGGAAAUUUAGGAGCAAAAUGGCUUGAUUCCGAUGCGAAUUAUAUGCGUAGGAUGGGGAUUUGGAUGUCGAAAUUAUCCGAUCUGUUUUCUUUUGGGGCAAUUUCUCGUGAUUUUGUGAUGAUCUCGCCCAAAUUCGCGAUCUAAUUGUGAUUUUGGAGUCGCCGAUGCUUUUUGCUCUUCGCGGAUCGAUCUGAUCGAGGUGGAGAUCUUUGGAUCCGAGUCUAUCUUGUUGUCUUUGAGAUGGCGAAUUGUUUUUUUUCUGGAAUUUAAUGGGAUUAUCGCGCUGAAUCGGUUCAGAUGUUUGCUCUUCUACGGUUCAGAGUAGUUCUAUUGGAUUGUCUUUGAGGUGAUUUGGGAGAAAAUGGAUAGAAUGAUCUUGAUCCUCAAUCAUUGCUGAGCGCCUUGUAGUCAUUACCAGUAUUUGAGAUAUUAUGUUGCAGAAGAGGUUGGAUUAUGGAUCUUGUGGCCACCAUAUCCCUGCAAUGCCACAUUUUCCAAAAGCAGCUAAGGGUAAACGGUCAAUUAGAAGGAAAUUUGAGGACAAUCAGAUGUGUGCAAUUGAAUUGCUCGCCACAGUUGCAGGAAAGUUGUUAACGGAGGGAGAAAAUUCCUCCAGCCUGGCUGACAUAACUCGAUCAUCUAAUCCUACUGUUGUAAAGGAUUUCGUUAAACAGGAGCAAAUUGAUGAACCAACACCCAUCAAAUCCGAAUUUUUGGAUCAGGAUAAUUGUGAUGAGAGUACAUUGGGUCCAAAAGAAGCAGACCUACCUCCUGAUUCUGGAUUUAAAAAGCCCAAUGUUUUUGAUAAGGAAUCAAUAAUCAAUAGUACCAGAGGUGAAUUUGGAUGUUUACCUGUAAGUGAGUCAGUGGAAUAUAAAGAAGAUCGGUCAAAAUCACCUCUCCAAUCCAGGCUAAAAUCCCCUAAAGGUGAAAUAAUCGAGAAUUGUCCAGAUGUGUAUAGUUUAGUGGACCAAAUGGACUUGGAUGUGAAACCUUCUGCAUUAGUUAGCUCUGGCAGCAUUGCUGAAGCGCCUUUGUACAGAAACCAUUUUCCUUCUUGUAGUUCCUCUCCAAAGUGUAGGGAUGGAACAAAACCUAUUGUAGAUAGAGAUGAUGACGAAAACUUUUCUGGGUGCGCUCGUCCUAGCACCAUAACUAGUAAGGUCUAUAGGCCACAUUGUAUAGGGGAUCGUAGGGUAAGGAAGCUGUUGGCACCAAAGUUUCGCCACAAAGGAGAGCUUUCUAACACUGAAACAAAGCCUGCCUUCCGAAUCAAGAAAAUGUGUUAUACACGACAGAGGACGCAGAGGACUCUGUUUAAGAGGCGGAGAUUGUUUGAUCAUUGUUCCAUCUCGUCGUCUGGUGAAGAGAUCUUUCGUGAAGGUAUAUCUAAUUCACAUUUGAAGGGAAAUCCCAAAAAGGAAGCAAGUGCGUCACAUGCAACCUCACAUGGAGCAAACAGGGCAUCAUCCUCCAGGACAGAUCAAAAGCCAUCAUUCGAAUCAGCAGACUACCAUGUGAAGCUAAGAAUCAAGUCUUUCAGAGUACCGGAGCUCUUCAUUGAGAUUCCUGAAACUGCAACCAUUGGUUCAUUAAAGAGAAAUUUAGUUAUUACUCUAGGUGAAUAUACACAUUUCUUAUUGUCUUGGGUUCUCAAUACCACUGGAACGUCAGCCAUAGUCCCAACUGACAGGUCAUGCAGCUUGCAGUUAAAGGUUCCCUAUUUUAUCUUAUCAACGGUAAUGGAGGCCGUGACUGCUAUACUCAGCGGUGGACUGCAUGUCGGUGUUCUUCUUCAGGGAAAGAAAGUCAGAGAUGAUAACAAAACGCUAAGACAAGCUGGCUUAUCUGACGAUGAUAAGCUAGAGAACUUGGGAUUUACUUUAGAGCCAAAUUCUGCACAAGCUCCACAGCAACUCACGGUAGCUGAAGAUAGGCAUUUACUGGAUGCCUGUGAUGUGACACAACCACUAGCUAGGAUUCCACCUCCAGAUCAUGGGGAGUCUGAUAACACCCUGCGUCCCAUACUAACCUCCAUUACAAACAGCCCCGAGAGUGAUCUCGACUCUGAUCACUCUCCUACUAAUAAUAUGUCAGCUCCAGAUAAAAUAACUGGUAGCUCUCGAGCUAUCGUGGUUGUGCCGCCAAUGAAUGUUGAAGCACUUGCUGUUGUUCCACUGCGGAAACCAAAACGUUCGGAGCUCGCGCAGCGCCGCAUUCGGAGGCCUUUCUCUGUUGCUGAAGUGGAAGCGCUUGUCCAGGCAGUCGAAAAGCUUGGGACUGGAAGGUGGCGUGAUGUGAAACUCAGGGCUUUCGAUGAUGCAAAGCACCGAACUUACGUUGACCUAAAGGACAAGUGGAAGACAUUGGUGCACACGGCGAGGAUCUCCCCUCAACAGAGGAGGGGUGAGCCGGUUCCGCAGGAGCUCCUAGACCGGGUCCUCUCGGCCCACGCCUACUGGACCCAGCAGCAGGCCAAGCUUCAGCCCAAACCACCUGUGCCGAUGGCGGAGUCCGCUCAUGUUGACUUCCCCUUCUUACUCUAAAAACCAGAGCUGGUGACACCUGAAGACAACUGUUGUUUGUAAAACAAGGAGGAAAAGAAAAAAGAAAAAAAAAAAAAAAAGAAAAGAAAAGAAGGAAAAUGAAAAAAGACUGAUCUGUGAAGUGUUUUCUUCUUACCAUUAUUUUCUUUUUUACUUUAUUUUCUAAGCCAGGGUUCUCUCUCUUUUGUGAAUUAUUAAAAAGGGUAGGGCUCCUCUCUUUGGCUCCUGUGUACAUGAUGAUGAUGAUGAUGAUGAUGAUUGUAGAUGAUCUGGGGUAACCUUGUUAAUUUAGACUUCGGUCUCGCUAAUAGGAGUCACCUAACUCUUUCACAUUUAUCAAAUGUUGAUUAAGAAAAAGGAAAAAAUAAAAAAUUUCUUGCGUCACUUUAA
Ananas comosus (pineapple) is the source of this 3054-nucleotide messenger RNA. RefSeq names its product telomere repeat-binding protein 2-like. Gene Ontology annotation, molecular function: protein binding. The transcript has 12 exons. Bases 550 to 2664 code for a protein of 704 amino acids. NCBI's taxonomy places the organism in Eukaryota, Viridiplantae, Streptophyta, Magnoliopsida, Poales, Bromeliaceae. The record is from RefSeq and is a predicted model, not a curated record.